Molecule: messenger RNA, 4537 nt
Organism: Antechinus flavipes (yellow-footed antechinus)
Lineage: Eukaryota; Metazoa; Chordata; Mammalia; Dasyuromorphia; Dasyuridae
Gene: EME1
Product: essential meiotic structure-specific endonuclease 1
Exons: 8
Coding region: 2052-3815 (587 amino acids)
Biological process (GO): mitotic intra-S DNA damage checkpoint signaling; double-strand break repair; resolution of meiotic recombination intermediates
Cellular component (GO): Holliday junction resolvase complex; nucleus
Molecular function (GO): DNA binding; nuclease activity
Source: RefSeq, a predicted model, not a curated record
AGGAGGGAAGGUACUAGUUGUUGGGUGGGAAUCUUGCAAAAUAUGAUGCUUGAACUACGUUUUAAAGGAAGGACUCUGAGGUAAGGAGGGAUCCCAAGGAGGGAUGACAAGGCACGGAGUCGGGAGAUUAAACGUUGGGAGUUAGAAAUGGAGAGAAGGCUAGUUGUCCCCAAUUGAGGGUGGAAGGAGAGGGAGGAAUGCUAUACGCAGCCAUAAAUUUGCGCAGUGCAGGAAAAAAGGAAGGAAGGUAUUGUCAGGCACAUUGGAAGAUGGCUCUAAAGAGCAAAGCGCAAGCAUCGUGAGGAGAGCAUGGGGUGGCAGGGUGGCUUCGUUCUGUGCCUGGUAAAGGAGACUUUUGGCAGUAGGUUGACUUCCUGAGUAGUCCAUUUCUUCAGAGAAGCAUUACUUCUUUUUUUUUUUUUUAAUUUUAAUAGCUUUUUUAUUUACAAGUUAUAUGCAUGGGUAAUUUUACAGCAUUGACAAUUGCCAAACCUUUUGUUCUAAUUUUUUUCCUUCCUUCCCCUAGAUGGUAGGAUGACCAAUACAUGUUAAAUAUAUUAAAGUAUAAAUUAAAUACACAAUAAGUAUACAUGACCAAACCGUUACUUUGCUGUACAAAAAGAAUCGGACUCUGAAAUAUUGUACAAUAAGCCUGUGAAGGAAAUCAAACAUGCAGGCAGACAAAAAUAGAGGGAUUGGGAAUUCAAUGUAACCGUUCUUAGUCAUCUCCCAGAGUUCUUUCCCUGGGUGUAGCUGGUUCAGUUCAUUACUGCUCCAAUAGAACUGAUUUGGUUCAUCUCAUGAAGCAUUAGUUCUUGAUGGAGUGCAGUAAUUCCAAAUCCAGUAAUCCCUUUCCACUGGAAUUCCACUUGCAUCUUGAAAAGAGCACUAGGUUCCAAGUAAGAAGCAGCCUGACUUUGGUGGACAAGGUACUCGACUUAGUGGGAGUCAGGAUGUUGUGUACUCAGUGCUUUUUCAGAUAUUUAAUUAUUAUGAGAUCCUGGGCCAGUCAUUUUUCUCCCUCUGAAUAGAGAGUUUUGAUUUGAUAGUUUUUCAGAUCUCUUUGAGGCCUAAAUUAUGAACAGCAUCUCAAAGUCUCCAGUGGCUUUCAUUUAACAAAUGAGGAAACUCAGCUAUACUAACUUGCCCAAGAUGGCACAGCCAAAUUGGGACUUGAAACCAAGUCUGCAUGAUGUCAGCCUAACUUCCCAUCUCACCUGUUUGAUGUCUACUGCUGCUUUGCUCCUCAUGAUGACCUCAUAAAAUUACAGGAUUAAAAAAAAAUUUAUGUUAAUACUUUUUAAAUAUCAUUGUCACUUCUAAAUAACCUGUCAUGACGUCAUGUUUAAAUAAAACAAAUUAACACUAAGCCAAAAAUGAUAGGAUUUAAAAUUGGAAGGUGAAAUAACUUACCGAAAAUGAUGGAGAUAGUAACAAGAUCAAAAUUUAAACCCAAGUCUGGUGGCGUCCAAGUUGAGUGCUCAUUCCAUUAUACCACAUUCAUUCAUUCUUUAAGGCUUCCAUUAUGGCCUUCCCCUGAUGCUCACGAGCUCUUCAGGGGAAAAAAAUGUCUAUAGGACAGGUAUCUUUCUUACCCCUUCUCAUUAAAUUGUGGUUUCCAAUAUUUUCCAUGAUUAGAAGAGGUUCAUUUAAUUUAGUAAAACGUGAUUUAGGGACAGCUAGAUAGUGCAGUGGAUAGAGCACCAAUCCUGAAGUCAGGAGGAGCUGAGUUCAAAUCUGGCUUCAAACACUUAACACUUAACACUUCCUAGCUAUAUGAUUCAGAGCAAGUCAUUUAAACCCAAUUGCACCUCAGCAAAAAAAGAGAGAGAGAGAGAGAGAGAUUUACAUCCAGAAUGGUUUUACAACUUAUAUGAAUGUGAGGAAAGUUAUUUCAACUUUCUCGAGUCUGUUUCCUUAUCUGUAAAAUGGGGGCUAAUAGUACUAGUAUUACCCAGUUUCUCAGGUUGAUUGCAAGGAAAGUUCUGUGUUCAAAAGUUCAUAUACAAAGUUGUAUAUGGGAUCCUAUUACUGAUCUGACUCAUAAGUGAAUGAAUCAGACACUAUUAUGUAUCUUUGCAGGGAAGCUUAAAGGCCUUUUAAUGAUGGAUUUGAAGAAGAAACCACUAGAUACCAGUGAGAGUGACUCUGAGGAGUUACCAACAUUUACCUUUCUGAAACAGAAGCCAUCUUUAACAAAGAGCAGCCAAGUUGUGGUCCACAGCUCAGAUGCUGAAUGUUCCUUUUUAUCUCCAGGGUCAAAAGAACUACCAGUAGUGCAAGAGGCAGCCAGAACUGUUUCCUCCAAAGAGCCAGUUACAGUGCUAAGUAGUGAGAGUGACGAGGAAGGGGAACUUAUUCCUCUGGUACAGAGACUUCAGUACAAAAUAACAAAUAGUUUUCCUAAAGCACAAGAAUCAAGUCAUCAUGAUUCAAGCUCCCAAACUAAAUGUGCUUUGGGCCAUCAACACAAAGAAGGAACAGCAGGUAAAUGGGAAGAACAGCCUUUUCCAAAGGCCCUUGUUCUCUCUAACUCUUCCUCAGUAAAAGAUGCUUCAAAGAAUGAGAGGGACAUUGUUGUUGAAGAAUCAUGCAAUCAUCUUUCAGCCUUCUCAUCUGCCUUCCCAGUGCAGAGUAGAAAUUUAUCAGCCACAGAGGAAAGUUCAGUGCUUUCUCCUCCCCAGAAAAAAAACAAAUACACUCAGAAGGAAAGGGGAAAAGGUUGGCAGGGUCCCUUCCAAACCCCCCCAAAACAGAAGGAAACUGAGAAGAAACAGCAGGAGAGAGAGAAGAAGAAAGCACUGGCCAAUAUGCUAAAAGCACAGAAGCCAGAGGAGUGUCUGAAAUAUGUCACAGUUGUAUUAGAUCCAGCUCUCUUACAGCUUGAAGGUGGUGGUCAGGUCCUCAGUGCUCUGCAAUCUAUGGAGUGUCAUUGUACAGUCGAGGCACAGACCGUUCCAUGUAGCAUUACUUGGAAGAGGAGAGCCAGUGUGUCUCAGACUGGAGAAGGAGAUUUGACCGAAGAGCCGAGUGUUCUGGUGCUGCUCCAGGAAAAGGAGUUUAUGACAAUGAUCUCCAACUCAAAGCAGGACAACCCUGAACAGAAGGAAACUCUGCAGAGCUUUGUAACUUGGGUUACAACAAGGACAUUAGGGAAAACUCUCUCACUGGCAGUCGUGGAACAGGAAAAAUAUUUUAGCUCUUCAAAACCCCCGAGGAGGCAAAAACGGGGAGUCAUGGUGAACAGAGAGCAAGCCAGAGGGAAGGUAAAUCAGAAGAGAUCAAAUAACACAGAAUUCACUCCAACACUGUCCAGGGUAGCAGUAGAAAUGGCUUUGGUGGAGCUGCAACUUCACACAGAAGCCCAGAUUAGAAUCCUAAAGAGCUGGAAGGAGCUGGCUGACUUCAUCUGUAUGUUCACCAAGGCAGUGGCUGAGGCACCCUUCAAGAAAUCUCGGGACUGCACUAAUUUUUCCUUCUGUCUGGCGAGUGACUGGGCUGGAGGGGUAAAGGUGGACAGCUCUGGUAAAGGACUUGCCCUGGUCUGGAGGCGGCAGAUUCAGCAGCUAAACCGAGUUAGCUUGGAGAUGGCCAAUGCAAUUGUAACUGCCUAUCCCUCACCUCAGCUCCUCCUACAAGCAUAUCAGAAGUGUUUAUCUGAGCAAGAAUGUCACAAUCUGCUUGCAGACAUCCAGGUGCGCCGAGGGGAGGGUAUAACAUCUACUUCUCGCCGGGUUGGACCAGAACUCUCUAGGCGCAUCUAUUUUCAGAUGACCACUUUGCAACCAGAUCUCUCUCUGGAUGUCUCAGAAUGAUUCCUAAUCAAAACAGAUGGCUGAAAGCACUCUAGGAUCCUCUUACAGAAAUAAGUGGAAGCAGUGUUCCUGCCAGUUCAGUAUCAUUCUCCUUCUUGAAGGAAGUUAGCAUGACUAAAUACAGGAAGGCAAUCUAGAGAGAGCUGUUCCCCAUUGUCAAUUUAUCAAAUUCUUCCUUAACCAUCAAGUUAGGCAAAAAGUCAAGUCUACAUGCAAAUGGAUCAAAGAUAUCCCACAAGACACUUAUUUUAAUAACAAUUAUAAAAACCUAAAAACAGUCCAUUAUAAAGUUUAAGAAAUUCUAACAAUUGUGAUUGAAAUGGAGUUAAAGCUCUUGGUGGGUUUGUCUGUGGGCUUGCUCACUAUAACCAAUCCCCUCACCUUUUAGAAAGUCACAACAUGGAAUGGAAAUUCCUAUCAGUUGGGCAGGGGUGGAUCCAUUGUAUAACUCUGUAUACUUGCUUAGUUAUAUGCUUAUACAAUAAAGUAAAUAUAGAAAUGGUCCCAGUGCCUGAAGGAAAAAAAUAUUAUAGUCAUUUUCUACUACCACUCAUGACAUGUGUUUCAAAUAAAAAUAGUGAAAAUAGGAACGAAAAAUCAUUUUCUCAAUGCUAGGAAAGCCCUGACAGGUAGGCAAUUCCACAUCACUGUGCUAAAAUACUUGUGUUUUGUCCUUGCAAUUGGUAAUAUCCUCCUCUUAUUCCAGGAGAGGUCUCUUUUUU